CUGAAGAAAUAGGGCCUUUCCGCUUGCCGGCCCAGGCAGUCGACACCGGAGCCCCGCUAGACCUGGGACCUACCACUGAAUAAAUCCAGUCCAAGGUGCGGCGACUCACUGGCUUCAUGAAUGGAGUGGAUCUCUCUCUCUGAAGACUUUGUAGGAUACUGUUUGGGCUCUGGUUUUGGAUCCCUUUCGAAUCCCUCUGUUACUUCCAGCCAUGCAACCGAAGGGGUCGAAGCAGCCGCUGGGGUCUUCGCUGUCUCGCGAGGAGGGUGAAGCGCCCCCGCCUGCUCCGGCUUCUGAGGGUAGGCGGAGAAGUCGCCGGGUACGCCUUCGCGGAUCCUGCCGCCACAGACCUAGCUUUUUGGGCCGGCGGGAGCUUGCUACGAGCGCUCCAGCAGGGCCUGCGCCUGCAUCUUCUGAGAUAAUGGCAUCAGCCGCUAAGGAAUUUAAAAUGGACAACUUUUCACCUAAAGCUGGCACUAGCAAAUUACAACAGACGGUACCAGCUGAUGCAUCUCCUGAUUCUAAGUGUCCUAUAUGCUUGGAUAGAUUUGAUAAUGUGUCUUACUUAGAUCGCUGCUUACAUAAGUUCUGUUUUCGCUGUGUACAGGAGUGGUCAAAAAACAAAGCUGAAUGUCCACUAUGUAAACAGCCCUUUGAUUCUAUUUUCCAUUCUGUGAGGGCAGAAGAUGACUUCAAGGAGUAUGUGCUAAGGCCUUCCUAUAAUGGCUCUUUUGCUACCCCUGAUGGCCGACGAUUUCGCUACCGUACAACUAUGACAAGGGAACGAAAUGCUUCUGUUUAUUCACCUAGUAGUACCAUGAAUAGAAGAACAACAACUCCACCAGAUAGUGGAGUUCUCUUUGAAGGGUUAGGCAUUUCAACAAGAUCUAGAGAUGCUGAAAUUCCUCAGUUUAUGAGACAGGUUGCAAUAAGGAGGCCAACUACUACAGAUGAAAGAUCUUUGCGGAAAAUUCAAGAACAAGAUAUUAUUAAUUUUAGACGAACUCUCUAUCGUGCUGGUGCUCGAGUUAGAAAUAUUGAAGAUGGUGGCCGCUAUAGGGAUAUUUCAGCUGAAUUUUUCCGUAGAAAUCCAGCUUGCCUUCACAGAUUAGUCCCCUGGUUAAAACGUGAACUUACAGUUCUUUUUGGAGCUCAUGGAUCUUUAGUGAAUAUCGUCCAGCACAUCAUCAUGAGUAAUGUUACUCGCUAUGAUUUGGAGAGCCAGGCAUUUGUGUCUGAUUUAAGACCAUUUUUACUUAAUCGAACUGAACAUUUUAUACAUGAAUUUAUCAGUUUUGCUCGAUCUCCUUUUAACAUGGCAGCGUUUGACCAACAUGCUAAUUAUGAUUGCCCUGCUCCUUCAUAUGAGGAAGGCAGCCAUUCUGAUUCUUCAGUCAUAACAAUAUCUCCAGAUGAGGCUGAGACCCAAGAGCUAGAUAUUAAUGUAGCCACUGUUAGUCAGGCACCAUGGGAUGAUGAAACACCGGGACCGUCUUACUCAAGCUCAGAGCAGGUACAUGUUGCUAUGUCUUCCCUUUUAAAUACUUCUGAUAGUUCAGAUGAAGAACUGGUCACAGAGGGAGCCACGUCUCAGAUACAAGGAGUACAAACCAAUGAGGACUUAAAUAAUGACAGUGAUUCUUCUUCAGAUAAUUGUGUAAUUGUUGGGUUUGUUAAACCACUAGCUGAGAGGACCCCAGAACUUGUUGAACUGUCCUCUGAUUCUGAGGAGUUAGGUACUUAUGAGAAAAUGGAGACAGUGAAGACACAAGAACAAGACCAGUCUUAUAGCUCUGGUGAUAGUGAUGUUAGUAGAUGUUCAUCUCCACGCUCUGUCCUUGGAAAAGGUGAGCAAAUAAAUAAAGGUCAUUGUGAUGCUGGCACAAGAAUCAAAUCCAAGAAGGAAAAGAAACGAUCUACAUCAUUGUCAUCUCCCAGAGACCUGAGCUCAUCUUUGAGAGGAGACAGAGUAUAUUCACCAUACAACUAUAGACACAGGAAGAGGGGAAGGUCAAGAAGUUCAGAUUCACGUUCCCAGAGUAGAAGUGGGUAUGAUAAGAAUCAUAGAAAGCAUCAUGGUAAGAAAAGAAUGAAAAGCAAAAGAUCCAGAAGCAGGGAAAGUAGACCUAGAGGGAGAAGAGACAAAAAGAGAUCAAGAACUAGAGAUAGCAGUUGGUCAAGAAGAAGCCAAACUCUAUCUCUAAGUAGUGAAAGCACAAGCAGAUCAAGGUCUCGUAGUAGUGAUCAUGGUAAAAGAAGAUCACGGAGCAGAAAUAGAGAUCGUUAUUAUUUAAGAAAUAAUUAUGGAAGCAGAUACAAGUGGGAGUAUACUUAUUAUAGUAGAAACAAGGACAGGGAUGGGUACGAAUCAUCUUACAGGAGGAGGACUCUGUCCAGAGCUCAUUAUUCCAGACAAUCUUCAAGUCCAGAAUUUAGAAUUCAGUCCUUUUCUGAAAGAACAAAUGCUAGGAAAAAAACCAACCACAGCGAAAGGAAAUACUACUACUAUGAAAGGCAUAGAUCAAGGAGCCUGUCUAGUAACAGAUCAAGGACUGCAUCUACAGGACCUGAGCGGGUGAGAAAUGAAAAACCUGGAGGGAAACGAAAAUACAAAACACGGCAUUUGGAGGGUACUAACGAAGUGGCUCAACCAUCUCAUGAAUUUGCUUCUAAAGUAAAGGAUGGUCAUUACCAAAAAUAUUCCUCAAAAUUGGAUGGAAACUACAAAAAUGAGAGUGACAGCUUUUCAGACAGCCGAUCAUCAGAUAGAGAGACAAAACACAAGAGGAGAAAAAGGGCCCGGAGCCUGAGUGUAGAGAUAGUUUAUGAAGGAAAAGCUACUGAUACAACCAGACAUCAUAAAAAGAAAAAGAAGAAACACAGGAGGAAGCAUAAGAAACACCAUGGAGACAAUACUUCGCGUUCUCCAGUUGUAAUUACCAUUGACAGUGAUAGUGAUAAGGAUUCUGAAAUAAAAGAUACAGAAUGUGACAAUAAUGGGCCUCAAGACCGUCUACAAAAUGAGUUUUUGGCUCCUUCCUUGGAACCAUUUGAAACUAAAGAUGUAGUUACAAUAGAAGAUGAAUUUGGUGUCCUGGACAAGGAGUGUGAUGUUACCACACUUACUGACAACUUGAAUAAUGCCAACAAAACUGUAGAUAAUAUUCCACCCCCAGCAGCUUCAGGUGAACAAACUCUUGAUGUAAGAAAAGAGAGCACCUUUGCCUCUGAUUUGGAGAGCCAGGCCAGUAAUGUUGUCUCUAUUCAAACUGAGCCAUCAAGGCAAUUGCCAUCUCCACGGACAUCGUUAAUGUCAGUGUCUCUUGGUAGAGACUGAUGUCUUAAAACUGCCAAAGCAACUCGUUGAGAAUUCUGUUGGUAUACAAAGGAAAAAAAGGAACAAUGUCGUCUACUUCAGUCUAUUUAAAGAUGACUUUUGGUGAAAACUCUUUUCCCCUUUAAGUGAUUUUUUUUGUGUGUUACUUUGUAAAAAUCAUUAUUUGUUCGAAAAGUAUGUAUGUCCCACCCUCAGAGAUAUGCACUUUUAAGUGAAGAAAAUGAUAUUGCUAGUAGUUUAUUUAAAACUUGGGAUCCUUUUUAAAUAAAAAAAAUAUAAAUUUUAGAAGUUAUUUCAUAAAGCCAUAUGGUAUUGACAUAUUUUUAAGGUAAUGAGUAUUUUUGAAUUUUUUUUUUUGAGAGUUAUUUUGGAAAUGUGUUAUAAGCUAGGAGAAUCCCUUUGGACAGUCUUUAUUUUUCUUCUUAAAAAUUUGUAUGAGUCAAAACCAUUUCUUCAGGUUAAACUGAGGCAUUUUAAUCUGCACAGUUUAUCUUGACUUCCGCCAAAAGGAAAAUUUACUAUUUCCUUUAUAUACUUGUUUAUCUGGACUGCCAGUAAAACAAAUGUGUAUUCAAUGAAAGACAAAAUAAAACAGUAACACUUUAAAAUAAGAAUCAGAAAUUUUCCUAUGCAGCAUUGGUUUAAAAAAGAAGAUUUUAGUAGAGCCAGAAUCUUGAAAAUAGCUAAGGGUAUAAUUUUAUUAUAAAUACUAAAUUUCAGGUUAUCUGCAUUUACAAAUACUUCACAGUUUUCAUGAUUAUUUUAGUUAGUUAAUCUGAUUUUGAGGAACAUCUUAUUUGCUUCUGUCUUAAGCAAAAUGCUAUUAAGUAGCAUUUAUUUUACUAAAAACACAAAAUACCCUUGCCAU
This is a messenger RNA of Propithecus coquereli (Coquerel's sifaka), 4205 nucleotides long. It is a transcript of the gene TOPORS, whose product is annotated as topoisomerase I binding, arginine/serine-rich, E3 ubiquitin protein ligase. Gene Ontology annotation, biological process: protein monoubiquitination; protein polyubiquitination. Gene Ontology annotation, molecular function: ubiquitin protein ligase activity; metal ion binding. The record is from RefSeq and is a predicted model, not a curated record. NCBI's taxonomy places the organism in Eukaryota, Metazoa, Chordata, Mammalia, Primates, Indriidae. Bases 212 to 3337 code for a protein of 1041 amino acids. The transcript is spliced from 4 exons.